Messenger RNA from Funneliformis geosporum, 247 nucleotides. Lineage: Eukaryota; Fungi; Glomeromycota; Glomeromycetes; Glomerales; Glomeraceae. The record is from the annotation of a GenBank genome assembly.
AAGAGGUUUGGCCGAUACAAUCUUGGUGCACAAAGUUGCAGCUAUGGCUGCUAAAGGGGCAAGCCUUGAAGAUGCUGAAAAUUUUGGAACCAAUGGUGUUGUUUGUUAUGAAUGGGUAUUCCAUGGUGAAUCCCCUUCAUCUCGUAACCUUGAACAAAAGAUGGUAGACAUUAUUAUUAUCCAAGAUUCGGAUAGAAUAUCAAACCCGAAAAAGAUCAAUUUGUUGACCUCUCUUAAUAUGCACGGA